Messenger RNA from Trichomonas vaginalis G3, 630 nucleotides. RefSeq lists its product as uncharacterized. The coding region runs from base 1 to 630 and encodes 209 amino acids. The record is from RefSeq and is a predicted model, not a curated record. Lineage: Eukaryota; Parabasalia; Trichomonadida; Trichomonadidae. The transcript has a single exon.
AUGCAGAACGAACAGUUAAACGAAUUUACUCCAGCAGAGCAUAUUCAUCAGAUUCGCUCAUAUUUCGAUAUCAUAGACAAUGCAGUUCAAAUUGGUGACACUAAUAGAAAAUAUUCUGACGCAAAGAUUCCAUCACAACCUGGAACUGCUAAAGAUAACACAUGGGUAACAUUCAAUCUCUCACCUCCUGGUGAAAAUAUGUUGGACCUUUACAAUACAUUCAUUACGUAUAAAAUGGAAGGUCAAUUUAUUGUAGAUAAAGAAAUUGGUUCAGGUUCCAAUAAAACAAACCCACCAGGAUUUUGGAUUGGUUUCGAUGACGCUUUCUAUGCAGUUGCUGGAUAUCAAAUCCUUGCAAAUGGUCGUAUCGUAUAUUCUCAAGACAACGCAAGAGAAGAAGCAUAUAUAACUUCAAACUCACAAACUACCGAACAAAUAAAGAAAGUAUAUGUUUUCUCAAAGGCUCGACAUGAAGAUGUAUGGAGUCAUUCGGGAACAUGCAGAACAGGACAAAUUGUUAGUGGUCCAAUUACAGCAGGAAAAUCAUUUGAUUGUAAGCUUCGUUUAAGAAUUCCUGUUAGAAGAUUCCUUCCAUUAGAAGCUAUUCGAUUUAUUCCAGCUUUUGCAUGA